AUGCUGCGAUUUUUUAUUACUGUACAAUCAGCCAACCACAUGUCCUGCCAGUUAACGGUCUGUGGCACAUGGACGGCAGUAGCAUCCACAGCUCCAGUCUGCAAGCGUGCGCUGAACAAGUACAUUGAAACUCGUCCCCGGGCCAGUGCGGAAUCCGUUCGGCGCGCGAAGGAGAUCCGAUCAGCGAUCGUGUCGCUGCCAGUACAUCCUAUUUUCUCCGGCGAAGCGGCCCAUGUAGAUACACAAAAGGAGUCCAUUCUCCAGAUGCUGCGCAGCCGAAGGCUCCCGACUAUUUUUGAGGCCCUCGGCAAGCACGCUAAUCCCGAGGCCUUCAAGAUGAUUAUGCGAAAGCGCAAACUGCACGACCCAAUCAUCUCGCGAGCUCAUGAAAAGCAAUCCAAACGCGCCAAGCAGACUGCAGAUUACAGCGAGGAGGUGGCGGAAGAGGUCAUAGGGCCCGCUAAGGACACUACCUUUUUCGUUCCAUCGGUGCGCGAGGAUGAGGCGAGUGAACGUGGCCUAAGCACACGGACGCAGGAUGCUGUCGGUGGUAAUUUUGUGCUCUCCGCAGAGGCCGCCAGUUUCGACGUUCAGGGCGACGAAUUUACUGUAUUCACUCUCGACAAAUGGAAAGAGUGCGGUGGAGGUCAUGGUAACAAUAUUGGAGUCCUAUCUACUGUUGAUCAUGCUCAUCCAUGCUCGUCCGGACCGCUAGUGUUUACUCGUCUGCCGGCAAGCCGUAAAAUCGAAGGCAAAAUGGAAGGCCGUAUUCUGCCCUGCACUUAA
Messenger RNA from Dibothriocephalus latus, 786 nucleotides. The record is from the annotation of a GenBank genome assembly. NCBI's taxonomy places the organism in Eukaryota, Metazoa, Platyhelminthes, Cestoda, Diphyllobothriidea, Diphyllobothriidae.